GUUAAACACUUGGUUUGAGCUAUAGCCAAACUCCCAUUUCCCUUUUCCCCCCUCCUUUUCAUCCUCUUGACUCCUCCAUUUCUAGAGAGAGAAGGAAAGAGGGGGGAAAGAAGAAGAAGCAACGGAUAAAACAGAGGAAGAAGAAAAAAGGAAUCCAAAUGCCUAUCUGCACAGUUUCAAACAGAAAUUCAUGGUUGAGAAAAUAAUCUCUUUUUUCCCGGGAACCCAAAAAACUUCUUCGAUCAAUAUCUGGUUCCCUAAUCAAUCCCUUCAUUUCCCUUCUCCCUCCCAUCCCUCUGCUUCAAAUGCCUGAUCUCUUCCCGUCCGGUUCAAAUUCAAUCCCUUCCUCUAUCCCCACCGCCGCCGGCGCCGCCAAUUUUGGCGGGUAAUAUCUAUAGAUUAUAUUUCAGUUCAAUCAGGGAAUUGGAGAAGAAAAAAGGGGAUCAAAUGAUUUCAAAUCCAGAUCUGAUCUUCUACGCUUGCAUUGCCAAAGGAUCCACAAUCCUCGCCGAGUUCGCCUCCCCGGCGGCGGAGCCGGGGAUCGAGGAGAUCGCCCACAAAUGCAUCGGGAUCGCGCCGCCGCCGCACCACACGACCUUCUCCCAAACCGCCAAGAAGAAGACCUACACGUUCCUGAUCGACGACCCUUUCGUCUACUUCGCCGUCUACCACCACGAUCUCGCGAAGCUGGAGUCCUCCUGGUUCAUCGACCGGGUUAAAAUCUCGUUCUUGGAGCUCAUCGCGUCGAAUUCCGUCAGGGAUUUGGACAGUCUCGCCUCCCUCUGCUUCCAGGCGGAGUUCUCCCCGCAGUUUCGGGAAAUCCUGGCUCUGGAUUUGGACCUGGGGAUGGAUUCCCUGACGGAGACCACGUCGAAAGACAGCCGGAACCCUAGCAUGGACUCGACGAAGGAGAAGACGGUGCCGUUGCUGAAGAAGAAGAAGAAAAGGUCGUCUGGGGUUUGCUCAAUUGGAGGGAUGGAGGAUAAGAGCAGCGGCGGCGGCGGCCAUCGCAGGGGGAAAGACGGGAGCAGCUUGAGCUGCGGAGGGAUGAGCGAUCAUGGCGGCAAGAUGAUGAUGAAUGGUGGUGGCGGCGUGUUGGUGGGUGAGAAUGGGAGUGUUGAUGGUGGUGGGCGGCACCAUGCUAGAGAGUUCUCGGUGGCUAUGUCGCCGAAAAGCAGCGGGCUUUACAUGCUGGAGAGCAGGCAGAAGGCGAAGCAGAUAUGGAGGAAGCAUGUGUGGGUGGUUUUGACAUUGGAUUUGGUUAUCUGUGCUGUUCUGUUCUUCGUCUGGUUGUGGGUUUGCAGAGGCUUCACCUGUAUUGAUGGAUAGAUGAUCAAAGAUUGAAUCAAAAUGAAGAAGAAGAAGAAGAAGAAGAAAGGAGGAAGGAUCCUGAUUCAAUGUUUUUAUCAUUUUCUGUACACAUGAGCUUUGUAUACAUUGGAAGAAGAGAUGCAUAUACAUGAAAACUGGGACUGUUUGAUCUCCCAGAAGGAAGAACAAAAGAAGCUGGUUUUUUUCAGUUUCAUGGAGGGGAUUUUUCUCCCUCUUUAGGGGGUUGCUGCAAAUGCAUAGUUUUUUUCUCCAUUAAUGGAUUCCUUCAUUCAUCCUUCUGAACUAUUCUUCUUCUGUGGAAUUUAGUGUAUAUGCUUUUUUCCUUCUGAAUCGGUGAAGGAACUAUUAACAUUUUGUGUAUAGCAGGUGUGACAGAAAUGUUGAAGGGUGUUUUCUCCUCUGUCAGUUGAUUGCAAAUGUAGCGUAUGUUCAGUUCUUUCAUUGACAAACUUGUAGAACUAGACAGCUAGGGUUUAUAGGUAAAUGCAUACUGGUCUUUGAAACUCUGCAUUAAAGAACAGAGAUGCAG
Messenger RNA from Linum trigynum, 1861 nucleotides. Lineage: Eukaryota; Viridiplantae; Streptophyta; Magnoliopsida; Malpighiales; Linaceae. The record is from the annotation of a GenBank genome assembly.